AAAUGCUGUGAAAACGUAUAUAAGCUGUUGUCAACGGGCUCCAAGAGAGGUUCUUUUCUUUAGCCAGUUGGCAGCCCGAAAGCUUCUGCCCCUCAGCUCACACAGAAGCAGCAGAGGAGCGGCGUGUGGCGCCUUGCUUGCUAAACUUGAUGGCAAAGAGUAACACUUUUAAUCAAUGACUGCAUCAAGACAAGCGGUUAUGUUCCGCCUACCACCUCUUCCAACAAUUGGAGAAAUUAUUAAACUGUUUAAGCUCAAAGCUGAAAAGCAGCUGUCCCAGAACUUUCUUCUGGAUCUGAGACUUACAGAUAAGAUAGUGAGAAAAGCUGGCAGUCUGAAAGAUGCGCAUGUGUGCGAGGUAGGCCCUGGGCCAGGAGGAAUCACAAGAUCUAUUUUGAAUGCUGGUGUUGCAGAAGUCCUGUUAAUUGAGAAAGAUCCUCGUUUUAUUCCAGGGCUUCAGAUGUUGUCUGAUGCAGCUCCAGGAAAAGUUCGUAUUGUUCAUGGAGACAUUUUAACGUAUAAUAAAUUAGGCAAAGCUUUUCCAGAACACCUUAUGAAGAACUGGGAAGAUGAUCCACCAGACAUACAUAUUAUAGGAAAUCUACCUUUUAGUGUUUCAACUCCCCUAAUAAUCAAGUGGCUUGAGAAUAUAUCAAAGAGAGAUGGACCUUUUAGAUAUGGUAGAAUACAGAUGACAUUGACCUUUCAGAAGGAGGUUGGGGAGAGAUUGACAGCUAGUACAGGAGCCAGGCAGCGAAGCAGACUUUCCAUUAUGUCUCAGUACUUGUGCACUGUUCACAAGUGUUUCACAAUUCCAGGUCGAGCUUUUGUUCCAAAGCCAGAGGUGGAUGUGACUGUCGUUCAUUUUACCCCAUUGGUGCAACCAAAAAUAGAACAGCCAUUUAAGCUGGUGGAGAAAGUUGUCCGAACUGUGUUUCAGUUCAGAAGGAAAUAUUGUCAUCAAAGUGUACGGGUCUUAUUUCCAGAAGCUGAACGUUUAGAAAAAGCAGAACAGCUACUCAAGCUGGCAGAUGUUGAUCCAAUUCUGCGCCCGACUCAACUUUCCAUGUUUCAUUUUAAAAGCCUUUGUGAUGUCUAUAGAAAAAUGUGUGAUGAAGACCCAAAACUUUUUACAUAUAACUAUAGGGAUGAAUUGACAGAGAAGCGAAACAGGAAGAGGAGCAGAUUUUGCAAGACCGAGGAUGAUGUGAUCUAGCUCAUUCUAGAAAAGAAACCAGCGGCGAUGUGUGUUUUUCUGUCGAGUGGAAUGAAAUACAUUCUAAUUUGGAAUGUUAAG
Molecule: messenger RNA, 1297 nt
Organism: Podarcis raffonei (Aeolian wall lizard)
Lineage: Eukaryota; Metazoa; Chordata; Lepidosauria; Squamata; Lacertidae
Gene: TFB1M
Product: transcription factor B1, mitochondrial
Exons: 8
Coding region: 176-1216 (346 amino acids)
Biological process (GO): rRNA methylation; transcription initiation at mitochondrial promoter
Cellular component (GO): mitochondrial matrix
Molecular function (GO): mitochondrial transcription factor activity; rRNA (adenine-N6,N6-)-dimethyltransferase activity
Source: RefSeq, a predicted model, not a curated record